AUGCUAUUCAAGAAUGCUUUCAUAGCAGUUUUCGCUGCAUCAUUCGCUUCGGCGGUUCCACACAACAAGCGAGGGCCGUCGGGCUUCGACUGGGGCAACCAAAAGAUACGGGGAGUGAACAUUGGUGGUUGGCUUGUAUUGGAACCUUGGAUAACACCAUCGAUCUUCGAACGAUUUCCCCGCGAACAAGGCAUCAUCGACGAGUACACUUUGACACAAUCUCUGGGAGCCGACGCAGCCGUUCAAAGCGUUUUGCGACAGCAUUGGGAUACAUGGGCGACAUGGGCGGACUUCAAGAAGAUUGCAGAUUCUGGCUUCAACGUCGUACGGAUACCGAUCGGAUACUGGGCCUACGACAACUCAAACUCUCCGUAUGCGUCCGGAGCAGCCGUGUACAUGGAUGCAGCGAUCGAUUGGGCAAGAUCAGUAGGAUUGAAGAUCAUGAUCGAUCUACACGGUGCACCGGGCUCUCAGAAUUGCUUCGACAACAGCGGACAGAAAUGUGCGACACCGGGAUGGCAGCAAGGAGAUACUGUACAACGAACGCUGGCCGUUCUACGGACCAUACAAAGCAAAUACGGAGCUUCCUCCUACGACGAUGUCAUCGCCGGCAUCGAGCUCCUCAACGAACCACUCACACCCUCUUUGAACCUCGACAGCUACAAGCAAUUCGUCCGCGAUGGGUUCGGCCAACAACGGGACGCCAGUCAGUCUCGCGUUGUCAUCAUACAAGAUGGCUUCCAACAAACCUCCGCCUACAACGGCUUCCUUACGCCCUCUGAUGCCAACGCACAGAACGUCGCCAUUGAUCAUCACGAAUAUCAAGUCUUCACCCCCGAACUCGUUGCUUUGCAGCCUUCGCAACAUCGGCAAUACGUCUGCAACAACGCCUACGUCUGGAACGCCGGCGACAAGUGGACCUUUGUCGGCGAGUGGAGUGCCGCCAUGACCGAUUGUGCGAAAUACCUCAAUGGCUACGGCGUUGGAGCAAGAUAUGAUGGAUCGUACCCGGGCAGCUCCUACGUCGGGCAGUGCGCGGGAUUCAACGAUAUUAAUGCCUGGUCGCAGCAGCUGAGGGACGAUACGAGAGGCUAUAUCGAAGCCCAGUUGGAGGCUUUUGAGAGGUGGUCGGAGGGCUGGGUGUUUUGGAACUUCAAGACGGAGGGUUCGCCCGAGUGGGAUGCGUUUGCGCUGAUUGAUGCUGGCGUCUUUCCGCAGCCGUUGACAGAUCGGAAGUUUGGGACGGCUUGUGCUUGA
Messenger RNA from Zymoseptoria tritici IPO323, 1257 nucleotides. It is a transcript of the gene MgEXG2, whose product is annotated as putative Exo-beta-1,3-glucanase. The transcript is spliced from 3 exons. Gene Ontology annotation, cellular component: cell surface; extracellular region. The coding region runs from base 1 to 1257 and encodes 418 amino acids. The record is from RefSeq and is a predicted model, not a curated record. NCBI's taxonomy places the organism in Eukaryota, Fungi, Ascomycota, Dothideomycetes, Mycosphaerellales, Mycosphaerellaceae. Gene Ontology annotation, biological process: glucan catabolic process. Gene Ontology annotation, molecular function: glucan exo-1,3-beta-glucosidase activity.